Messenger RNA from Caretta caretta (loggerhead turtle), 1402 nucleotides. RefSeq names its product eukaryotic translation initiation factor 3 subunit M (gene EIF3M). Gene Ontology annotation, cellular component: cytoplasm; eukaryotic translation initiation factor 3 complex. The record is from RefSeq and is a predicted model, not a curated record. Lineage: Eukaryota; Metazoa; Chordata; Testudines; Cheloniidae. Gene Ontology annotation, biological process: cytoplasmic translational initiation. Gene Ontology annotation, molecular function: translation initiation factor activity.
CCCGGAAGCAGACUGUGCGCGGUCCCGGAAGUGACGCACCACCACCUUUCCGGUGAGGGUGGCGUGCUCUCUCCGGGCCAGGCAGGGGAGCCGUCGCGGCCAUGAGCGUCCCGGCCUUUAUCGAUAUUACCGAGGAGGAUCAGGCUGCAGAACUUCGAGCUUAUCUGAAAUCUAAAGGAGCUGAGAUCUCCGAAGAGAACUCUGAAGGUGGACUUCACAGUGACUUGGCUCAGAUUAUUGAAGUCUGUGAUGUAUGUCUAAAGGAGGAUGAUAAAGAUGUUGAAAGUGUAAUGAACAGUGUAGUAUCUCUGCUUCUUAUCCUGGAACCUGACAAACAAGAAGCUUUAAUUGAAAGCCUGUGUGAGAAGUUGGUAAAAUUUCGGGAAGGCGAGCGUCCAUCUCUGAGGCUGCAGCUGCUGAGCAAUCUCUUCCACGGUAUGGAUAAGAAUACUCCUGUGAGAUAUACAGUCUACUGCAGCCUUAUUAAAGUGGCCUCAGCAUGUGGUGCCAUUCAGUACAUUCCAACUGAACUAGAUCAGGUUCGAAAGUGGAUUUCUGACUGGAAUCUCAGCACAGAGAAAAAACAUACUCUUCUGAGACUGCUGUAUGAUGCAUUGGUGGACUGCAAGAAGAGUGACGCUGCAGCCAAAAUAAUGGUGGAACUGUUGGGAAGUUACACAGAGGAUAAUGCUUCCCAGGCUAGAGUUGAUGCUCACAGAUGUAUUGUCCGAGCACUGAAGGACCCAAAUACCUUUCUCUUUGACCAUCUUCUUGCCUUAAAACCAGUGAAAUUUUUGGAAGGAGAACUUAUCCAUGAUCUUUUGACCAUUUUUGUAAGUGCUAAAUUAGCAUCCUAUGUCAAGUUUUAUCAGAACAACAAAGACUUCAUUGACUCACUUGGCUUGUUGCAUGAGCAGAAUAUGGCAAAAAUGAGAUUACUUACUUUUAUGGGAAUGGCAGUGGAAAACAAAGAAAUCUCAUUUGACACAAUGCAGCAGGAACUUCAGAUUGGAGCAGAUGAUGUAGAAGCAUUUGUCAUUGAUGCUGUAAAGACAAAGAUGGUGAACUGCAAAAUUGAUCAGACACAGAGAAAAGUAGUUGUCAGUAACAGCACACAUCGGACUUUUGGAAAGCAGCAGUGGCAACAAUUGUAUGACACACUUAACUCCUGGAAACAAAAUUUGAAUCAAGUGAAAAACAGUCUCCUCAGUCUUUCUGAUACCUGAAUGUUGCGUUGUUUUUGUUUGCCUCAGAGCAGAUUCCAAAACCAUAGUAAAAACAUUCAAAACUUCAUUUUGACAACUUCGAAGUUUUUUUGUCUCCAAAAUAUGUGUAAUUGGUUUUAAGAAAUUAAAGACUCAACUAUGAGCUACAAAAGCAAUAAAAGUAAAAUGGGAAAACA